Thermothelomyces thermophilus ATCC 42464 is the source of this 672-nucleotide messenger RNA. RefSeq lists its product as uncharacterized. The record is from RefSeq and is a predicted model, not a curated record. The transcript is spliced from 5 exons. The coding region runs from base 1 to 672 and encodes 223 amino acids. NCBI's taxonomy places the organism in Eukaryota, Fungi, Ascomycota, Sordariomycetes, Sordariales, Chaetomiaceae.
AUGACGAAGCAGGAUCUGGACGAUAGGAAAAAGUCAGACGGCUUGGCAAGCCUGAUCGUCCGCUCCGCCCAGCAUCUCACGGUUACGACGAUUGAGCUCACAACCGUCUCUUUUGUCGUCAUUCUCUUUGGCACCGCGUGGUGCUGGAAAGACAAGCCAUCCGACGUCCAGACAACCAUCCCCAUCAAGUCAACCAUCCACAUCGACGAGAUCGUCGCGAGCGUUUCGCCCUUUACCAGACGCGUCUGCACGAAGCCCUGGGACCGCGUUCCCGGUGACAUGUUCCUGCUGAUGGACUUCGACCUUCAGAUCGCCCUCGCCUGGCGUGCAGCAAGCUUAUACAUGAUCAUCUUUGGCAUCUCUGGGUGUCUGUGGAUGGGCAUGUGGGUGUGGGUAAACUUCCCGCGUAUUCGGCAUGCCGAGGGUCCCGAGUUGAGUCUCUUCGCACGAUCACUCGAGGUCAAGUUCCUAGAUCUGCAUCGAGCGCCGUACCGGGACCCCAGCCUACCCCGGUUCGGGCAGGCGAGCGCGAAACGCCCGACUUGGACCCGCAACCUGCUCGACGUGCUCGACGGGAGGGUAUAUCCCGAUCGAGUAUCUUGUUGGGUUGAGUCCCUUCCAUCGGACGCCUACCUCACGGUCGAGUGGCUGUCAUUUCUCCCUCACGGCUAG